This is a messenger RNA of Armigeres subalbatus, 2217 nucleotides long. RefSeq lists its product as uncharacterized. The transcript has a single exon. The record is from RefSeq and is a predicted model, not a curated record. Lineage: Eukaryota; Metazoa; Arthropoda; Insecta; Diptera; Culicidae. The coding region runs from base 96 to 2201 and encodes 701 amino acids.
CUUAUUCGUAAUUCGUGGAGAGCGCUCAACCCCUGCUACCACAAUUCGGAUCGAUUCUUCGUUGUUGUUGAUGCUACCCUUAUGAACGUAGAACUAUGUCAACCGGUGCAGAUGGCUCCUCGUCCAGUGCCAGCGAACCAAGCCAUGUUACAAUUUGCGAACAGUUCGAAUUUCUGAAGUCCAAAUUCCUCGCCAUACUAGAAGAUCGCUUCUUCGGGAAUCUCAAACAUGAUUGGCGCAAGCACGAACAGCAGGGCGAACAGAACCGUUCUCUACAAACAUUUCAAAGUCUGAGCGAUGAAAGUGGCAGCUAUUUAUGUCUGGAUGGUAACAAAAUCUUGUUCGACUGGUUUCGACAGGAGAUGGAAAAGUCUGCAUCGCCGGAUUCCAAGUCUCCAAGUCCGGUUAUUGUCAAGCCGAAGGUCAGUUUCGAAAGCCCAUACAUGGUUGGUACUUCCGAGCAAAUGGCUGCGUUUUUGCAAGCUGAAGAUCGUUUCCAUACUCACAGAUCAAGGGCUAAUGAUGGCAUGAGAGGAAGACUGAUGGUUGAGGAUAAGUGUUUCGAGGAAGAAAGGUUGGGACAUAAGUUAAAGCAUGGCUCCAAGCUGGCCACGCAAUUCGAUGCACAUUAUCGUAGUGAGAUUUCCUACAGACCGAGAAUUCGAAAUUUCACCAGGGUUGAUGCUAUUCAUAAAAUGCGGGAAGCUUCUCGGAAGCAGUUCGAAACAUACUACCGGCAAGAAUAUUUAUUUGAGAAAACUGAAGCACAGAAAGCGGAAAAGAAUUACCAUGAACAAUUGCGGGAACGAUGUGCCGAGUUGACUCAAGCUCUCAGGGUUAUCCGUCAACAGCGAUUCAGUCAGUCGAUGCGAGUCAUGGACACGGUGAAGCCAUGUUACGAGGAAACUGCCCGAUUGGAGAAGGAGUUUCGUGACAAACAGCAGAAGAUGGUCGGACUUUGGAACAAAGUAAUCAAACUGGAGAGCAUUUGGGUUCGAAGGAUAAAAUAUCAAAACUUCCUAUAUUUGAUUAUGCCAAAAGCUUGGCGAGAAGAGAAUGAUUGGAUUCAUAUGGACGAUGAGGGACAUCUUGAAGGAUAUCCUGAAUCUAUUGCAAAUCGAUGCGUCAAAAACCUGAGAAGUUUAGAGGGAAAGAACGAUAUUUGGGCCGUCAAGGAGUUUUUUGAAAAAGAAUAUGUCGAAAAGCAAAAACCAGUACAUUCUGUGUUCGAAAAUAGUCAAGACUUGUUAGGCGGAGUUGCGGAAUUAGAUGCCAAUUCUAUGACGUUGUUGAAUCGUUUGAACAUGCUUAAUUGGACUAAAGUGGAUGCAGAGCAAGAAUCUAAGGAAGUAAUGAACAACUAUUUCACACUUAUUGGAAAUCUGAGGUAUUCGAUUCAAGAUUUGUUAUCCAGGAAAGAAAGUUAUGAAAAACGCUCUGCUGAAUUGAAGGCAACUUUCUAUGAGUGGAUAGGAAAUCCUUUGCGAGAAUGUGUUGCCAACGAGAAAACCAGAAAUGUUGAAACCCUUCUGUAUGUUCUCUACAAAAAUCUACUACCGUUAGAUCAAAGACAGAAUGCACUGCGUUUUUCAGGAACUGAAAGUUUUGUCUAUGUUUCAAACACAAUAACGCAACUACUGGCAGAGUUUGACAAAAUUCCUCCAGAAAUAAUUAAAUCGGUUGAGAAACGAGUACGAUUUGCCCAUAUGCGAAAGAUGAAGGCGGCUCAACGUGCCGCGGAUGAAGAUCAUCGACAUAAGCUGUUAGCGAUUCAGCUGAAACGUAGUUUGGCACCGCCCUACGUGAAGCCUCCUCGCACAGGAAAGUUGCCCAGGUCAAGGUUAAAGAAAAAGCCAAUACCGGAGGUAAUAGUGCCUUCGACAGAGACAAAGCUCGAUCGCAUAUUCAAGUAUGGCUUCGGAGAGCAUGCUACGUUAAGUGAAACGGAACGUAAAAACCUUGAAAUAGAUUUGGUCUACGGUAACUACUCUUCAGUCAGGUUUGAACAGUAUCUUCGAUCGAUCGGUUAUGAGCCAGAAUACGAUUUCCUCAGUAUGGUGGAGCAACGCGAUGGGCCAGAGACAAAUUUCUUCCAGCGCAAGGAACUGAUACCACUAGUGCUCCGCCGCAUGAAGAGAUGGGAAGAUUAUCAGGAGAAGCUCAAACAAAAAUUGAUUGUACAAAUUCAGGACGAUAUUUGAAUAAAUGCAGUGAUUC